Sinocyclocheilus grahami is the source of this 520-nucleotide messenger RNA. RefSeq names its product semaphorin-6B-like. Gene Ontology annotation, cellular component: plasma membrane. NCBI's taxonomy places the organism in Eukaryota, Metazoa, Chordata, Actinopteri, Cypriniformes, Cyprinidae. Gene Ontology annotation, molecular function: chemorepellent activity; semaphorin receptor binding. Bases 29 to 463 code for a protein of 144 amino acids. The record is from RefSeq and is a predicted model, not a curated record. Gene Ontology annotation, biological process: semaphorin-plexin signaling pathway; positive regulation of cell migration; neural crest cell migration. The transcript is spliced from 3 exons.
UCCUGGCUCUGCAGUGUGUGCUUUCGACAUGGAGCAGCUGGCCGGAGUGUUUGAUGGAAGAUUUAAAGAGCAGAAAUCGCCUGAGUCGAUAUGGACACCUGUUCCAGAUGAGGUUGUGCCCAAACCGAGGCCGGGUGGUUGUGCCAUACAAGGCUCAAAGUUCAAUUCCUCCAACUCUUUCCCUGAUGACAUGUUAACUUUUGUCAAGACACAUCCGCUGAUGGAUGAAGCCAUCCCAUCACUCGGUCAGAGACCAUGGAUUGUUAGGACCAUGGUCAGAUACCAGCUCAACAAAAUGGUGGUGGACACAAACUCUGGUCCCUAUGGCAACCAGACAGUCCUCUUUCUGGGUUCCAGCCGAGGGACCAUCCUUAAAUUCCUCGUCACCCCCAACAGGGAUAACACAGUGACCAACAACAAUGUGUUCCUCGAGGAACUGGAAGGCUACAACCCAGACAGGUAGAGGUUAAUGCUAAAAACACGCUCUUUAGUGAUUGUUUUACGGCAGAGAAUCACAAGU